ACUAAAACUUGUGUCAUCAAUAUACAAAAGGAAAAGUAAAAAAUUUUUUUAUAAAUUUCCAAUUUUAAAAAUUGUGUUUUAAUUAUUAAAUAAUUUAAAAAAUAUUCAAAAAAUCAUGGCUAAAACUUAUGAUUAUUUAUUUAAAUUAUUAUUAAUUGGAGAUUCUGGUGUUGGGAAAACUUGCAUUCUAUUUCGGUUCUCCGAAGACAGUUUCUCAUCUAGCUUUAUCUCGACAAUAGGCAUCGAUUUUAAAAUUCGUACAAUAGAACUUGAUGGAAAGAAAAUUAAAUUGCAAAUAUGGGAUACAGCUGGACAAGAACGUUUCAGAACUAUAACAACAGCAUAUUACAGAGGUUCAAUGGGUAUAAUGCUCGUAUAUGAUAUUACACAAGAGAAAUCAUUUGAAAAUAUUAAAAAUUGGAUUAGAAAUAUUGAAGAGAAUUCAGCAGAAGAUGUUGAAAAAAUGCUAAUAGGAAAUAAAUGUGAUUUUAAUCAGAGACGACAAGUUUCAAAAGAACGAGGUGAACAGCUUGCAUGUGAAUAUGGUAUAAAAUUUUUAGAGACAUCUGCAAAAUCAAGUAUUAACGUUGAAGAAGCCUUUUUAAUUCUUGCUACUGACAUUAAAGCUAAAAUGGAAAAACGAAUGGAAGCAAUUAAUCCACCAAAAGGUGGUCGUCAGUUAAGUAAAACUGAUCCUCCUAAAAAAACAGAUAGCUGGUUAUCUAGGUGCAGUUUACUUUGACGUGUUAUUAUAAAUUCAAAAUACCGAAAUAACAAUAAUAAUAAUAAUGAUAAUAAUAAUAAUAAUGAUAAAUAUUAUAAUUAUAAUAAUAUUUGUAACAGAAAUAUUUAUAAAAUUACUAAAUUUCAUUACAAUAAAUCACUUAAAAUUUUAUUAUUUAAUCUUAUUUGUAAUAAAAUAAAAAAUAUAUUGUACAUUAUGUGAACGGCCUGAAAUACACACAAACUGGAUAGACAAUAUAUUAUUUACGGAAACGAAAAAAUAAAAAAAAAAAUUGAGAGAAAAAUUAAAAAAAAAAUAUAAAAAUUCUUUUUUUGUGUAGUAUUUAUGAUUUUUAAAAUUAGAAAUCGAAGGGUAAAUAUUAUUGACAAUGAAAUAUGUAGUAUGUAGUACGAAAACUCAUAUAAUGUACAAUUAAAAAAAAAAAAAACAAAUGUUUUUUUUUGUAAAUUUUUUUAAGUAAAAAACAAGACAACAACUAGAAAACAGCACACAUUUUAUAAUAUUAUAUAAUAAUACUUAAAAAUAUGUAUACAUUUUUACAUUACAUUUAAUUAAUGCAUAUAGAUAUUUAUACUGUUUUUAAAUCAUUAUAACAUGAAAAUUAAACUAAAGAAGUAAAAAUAUAAAAAUUAAAAAUAUUUUUUAUUCAAAUGGAAAAAACAAAAAAAAAACAGAAAUUUUUCAAAAGUAAUUAAGAAAAGGAUGCCAUAGCACAAAAUAAUAAAAAAAAAUAUAAACGUGAAAAAUAGUGUAAUUCUAUAAAUUUGAUUUUUUAUUUUUUUUUUUAUUAAUUUUCUUUAUUUAUUAUUUUUCCUAUAGCUUUUUGUUUUGAUAAAUUAAAAAUUUUAUUAUUUGUAAUGUCAUUUUUGACAUAACACAUUGGUUGCCUAUGAAAAUGCAGAUCAAAAGACGUCAAAUUUACUUAUUCAGUAAUCAAAACAGUAAUUACUGAUUAGGUUAAAUUGAUGUUAGAUCUGUCUUUUUGGUAAAACCUCAUUAAUAUAAAAAAAAAAAAAUAAUUAAAAAAAUAAAUUUAAUAAAAAUCUUAUCCCGCGAAAAAUUUCCAUUGAAAUUGUAGUAAAUUUUAAAUAAUUUUUUUUUUUUAAACAAAAGUGUAUAAACAAUAUUUUUUUUUAAUUUUAUUAUACUUUUAAAUACACAUUAUUUAACAAGAAUCUUAAUUCUUGUAUUUUAAUAAUUAAAUAUUAAAUGGUGCUGGUUGUAAAAAGUUUAAAAUUUUUUUUUUUUUUAUAUAAAAAUUUUUAAUUUAAAAUAGUUGUUCGGUAUUUUUUUUUUUUUUAUAAAGGAAAAUAAUCUUGCAGCAAAAUAAUUAUAAUUUAAUAUGCAUAAUAUUUAAGAAUUUAAGAUGCAUAUUUUCUUUAUAUAAGUUAAAAAUUUAAUAUAAAUUAUACGUUUUUAUUAAAAAAUAGAAAAACGUUAAAAAAAUAAAAGGUAAAAGUUAUAAAAUACUUAAUUACAUUAUUUUAAUCUACUAUGAUAUAUUAUUAUUAUUUUGGAAUGGAAAAUUAUUUUGAAAAAGUUGAAAUUUUUUAAAUAAAUUCUCAAAAAAAAACAUAAAUAUAAAUACCAAUAUUCUGUUAAUCGCAUAACUGGAAGCAAUGUAAUAUUAUUGAAUAAUAUUUUGAUUUUCAUUAUUGAAUUUCAAGUUUUGUAAUUGAUUGAAUGGAACAAUCCGACAUGAUGGGUCAAAAUGAUGUGACUAACAGAAUUUGAAUGGAAAAUAUGAAAUAUACCUCCGAAAAGUUUUUAUAAAAAUAAAAUAAAAAGACAAUAAAAUUUUCAGAUUUUCAAAAUAAAUUAAGAACAUAAUUAAACUAAAUUUUACAAGAAUAAAAUUUUCUGAUAUAAAUAAAAUAAUAUUAUAUACUCUAAUCAACGUUCAUUAAUUAAAUAUAAUCAUUAAAAUAUAAAAAAAAAAACAGAUUAUAAAUUUUGUCUUAUUACAAUUUUCCAUACAAGUUUCUUUUAUCAGUGUCUUAUCACUCUUAUUAAUAAUAAUUUAAAAAAAUAAAAAUAAAUUUUAGUUUAUAUUUGUCUUAUAUUGUAAUUUAAUUAAAUUCUAAAUUAAUUUUAAUAAGUAUUGUGUUUAAUUGUUAAAUUUAAAUCAUAUUUUUUUUUUUUAAUGUAAUAAUUAUAGUAUAAAUUUCAUUCCAUCCCAUUCGUUUUUUUUAAAUUCUAAAAUGCGAUAUUACUGCAAGAAAUUUUUCCUAAAAUCG
Molecule: messenger RNA, 2982 nt
Organism: Condylostylus longicornis
Lineage: Eukaryota; Metazoa; Arthropoda; Insecta; Diptera; Dolichopodidae
Gene: Rab8
Product: ras-related protein Rab-8A
Exons: 5
Coding region: 116-742 (208 amino acids)
Biological process (GO): protein localization to plasma membrane; protein secretion; regulation of exocytosis
Cellular component (GO): endosome; synaptic vesicle; plasma membrane
Molecular function (GO): GTP binding; GTPase activity
Source: RefSeq, a predicted model, not a curated record